This is a messenger RNA of Clonostachys solani, 1722 nucleotides long. The record is from the annotation of a GenBank genome assembly. NCBI's taxonomy places the organism in Eukaryota, Fungi, Ascomycota, Sordariomycetes, Hypocreales, Bionectriaceae.
AUGGCCACCACAGACGCAAAUCCAGGCCAAGGGAGUGUGUCUCCCAGGGGCCAAGACACUCCCCAAUUCUACAAUGCCGCCAAUCACCCCGGGGCAGAUCCUUUUGUUCUCUACGACUCCAGCAGCGGCCGGUACUACGCUUAUUCCACCGAGGGCGCAGACCAAGGCUACCGGUUCGCCAUCUACAGCAGCCCAGAUCUCUCCACCUGGCACAAACACCCUGGAGGCGCGUUGAAGAGCUGCGGGAGCGGCCAGGUCGAGGACGGCCAGGGCUGCUGGGCGCGGGACUGGUUUUGGGCGCCCGAGACGUACCACAACGAGAAGACGGGAUGGUACUUCUUCUUCUUCGCUGCGCGUCUGCGCACCAACAUGACCAAGGACCACUUCCGCUACUCGGCGUUCGAGGAGCCUUCCAAGCUGGGGGUCGCCGUCUCUCGCUCUCCCACGGGACCGUUCAAAGAGAUCAAGCCAGAGCCGAUCGAUUACUACCCUUAUGACCCGGAUUACUACGACGUCAACCUCAUCAUGGAUGAGAAGCAGAUGCUGCCGCCCAGGACUCUCGAGGAGGGCCAGACGGCGCCCAAGGGCACGUACAUUCCGACCAUCGAUCCCAAUAUCUUUUUCGACAACGACGGGCGCAUUUAUCUCUACACAUCACGCAACGCAUACAGAAACUGGAAUUGGGACAAGGACCUGGGCAAGUACAUCGAGGAAUCCAACAUCAUCGCAGUAGAGCUGGAGCGCGACUGGUGGGAUGACCCGACGGCAACGACGAUGCCCAACAUCGUGGCCUCGCAGAUUGAUCUCCACGGCAGCGCGCCCGGCCUCCCAGACGACAUCGCGUCCUACAACGGCACCGGCGAGAUUGGCCAGCCGCCUCGGAAGGACGGCUGGACGACAGUCCUCUCCUACGGGGCCGAUCCUCAAGAGUGGGAGAACUACCACGUGGAUGACUACAGCCAGACCAAGGGCACCAAGAAGGAUCGUCGCUGGUCCGAGGGCAGCACCCUGCUGACGCGCCCCGAUGCGAGGACAGGCAAGCCCGUGUAUCUGCUCACAUUCAGCGCAAACAACUUCGAGGCGUCCAAUUACGGCGUGGGCUUUGCGACGGCGGAAUCACCGCUCGGACCCUUCAAGAAAUCUGCCAGUAACCCGGUCCUCUCUCAGGCCCCAGACGGCGGGCAUCCCAUUUACUCGACUGGGCACGGAUGCGUCGUCGCGUCGCCUCCUCGUGGGAAUCGGAGGGUGGGCGCACAGGACGUGACGCGCGAGACGCUCGAUGGAACCGAGCUGUUUUACAUACACCACGCGCGGAAUGACACUGCGAAUAGCCGAUCGAUAUAUAGCACGCGGAUGACCCUGGAUGCUAUGGCUGUUUCUUACGGAUCGGACAAUGCGAUUAGCAUGCAUCUGACUCCCCUUGACCAGCCUCUUCCCAAGGAGACGUACCCUAUCCAGAUGGAGGCCAAGCGCAUCGGGGGCAGUCUACGAGUGCGUGUAUUUUCAAAGACGGGAGCGCCUUUUGACAUCACUGAAGGCUCCAAUAGGGUCAUUGGGCUGCCUGGGGAUGUAGUCGCGACAUCGACAAAGGAGAGAGAUGGGCAUGAUGGUGUUUAUCUAGUUGACAUUGGUGACGCGUCUGUCAAGGAGUUGGCAUAUCAGCGUCUGGGUGUGGAUGGAAGCUGGACCACGGUCGCCCAAAAGAAAAUAGCAUGCGCAUAG